ACCUUACUUUCGGCUCUCUUCGGUUGUAAAUACAAACACAUCUGUGAUACAAACAUAUUAAUUUAUUCCGUUAUUUGCAUUUCAUAUAACCAUAUUCAACCUUCUUUAUCGAAUACCAUAAUAAAAAAUGCAGCUUUCUUUCAUCUUCGUCUUGAUUUCGUUGAUCGAAUAUUGUUUGUCUGUUGAAUUCGAUCCUCUCGGUUAUAUUUUGUAUUGUCCUUGUAUGGGACGGUUCGGGAAUCAAGCAGAUCAUUUUUUGGGUUCUUUAGGAUUUGCACAUGGUUUAAAUCGAACUUUGGUGCUUCCUCCAUGGGUCGAAUACAGAUAUGGAGAACCUAAAUCGAUUCAAGUGCCCUUCGACACUUAUUUUAAAGUGGAACCUCUGCUAAAAUUUCACAAGGUUAUAACUAUGGAGGAAUUUAUGAAGGAGAUUGCUCCAUACGAAUGGCCUGCAGAUAAAAGAACUUCUUUUUGUUACAUGCAAAGAGGUGGCAACAAUUCAUGUAACGCAAAACAAGGAAAUCCCUUUGGACCAUUCUGGAACACUUUCAAUAUAGAUUUUGUAAAUUCAGUGUUUUACAGUCCUUUACACUAUGACAUUCACAAUGAGAACAUGGCUAAACAGUGGAAAGAGAGGUAUCCACCAAAAACGUGGCCGGUCAUCGCAUUUACAGGUGCUCCAGCCAGUUUCCCGGUGCAGCUCGAAAAUCGCGACCUCCAAAAAUACUUGGAGUGGUCCGAAAACAUCGAAAACGAGACGAAUAAAUUUAUCAAAAAUGUUUUGCCCAAAGGCGCUUUUAUCGGGAUACAUUUAAGGAACGGCAUGGAUUGGGUUCGUGCGUGUGAACACAUUCCAGACAGCCCCGGCUUAUUUUCGGCGGCGCAAUGUGUUGGUUACAGGAACGAAAAGGGGAGAGCCACAAUGGAAAUGUGUUUGCCAUCGAAGGAAACGAUCGUUAGACAAUUAAAACGUUUAAUUAAGUUCAUCAAUAACUCGGUAAAUAAUAAUAACGAUAAGACUAUUAAAUCUGUGUUCGUGGCUUCAGAUAGCAAUUAUAUGUUGGAAGAGCUGAAAGACGGGUUGAAGCGAAUGGGGGUGAAGGUCGUUAAGAGCACAAGUUCAAGUCCACACUUGGAUUUAUCCAUAUUAGGGAGAAGCAAUCAUUUUAUUGGCAACUGUAUUUCAUCAUUCACAGCUUUUGUUAAACGAGAUAGGGAUCAAAAAGGAUUUCCAUCGUCGUUUUGGGGUUUCCCCCCUGAAAAAGUUAAAAGCAAUUUUACCGGUCACGAUGAAUUGUGAAAAGGUGCCAAAGAUGUUAUUUGAUCAAACCAUUUGUUGCACCUUUGCGAGUAUUAAAUGACAUGGAUACAUGUGUGAUAUUUUAAUUUAAAUUAUACAAAUAAAAUUAUUUGA
Aethina tumida (small hive beetle) is the source of this 1414-nucleotide messenger RNA. RefSeq names its product GDP-fucose protein O-fucosyltransferase 1. Lineage: Eukaryota; Metazoa; Arthropoda; Insecta; Coleoptera; Nitidulidae. The transcript has 4 exons. Gene Ontology annotation, biological process: protein O-linked glycosylation via fucose; Notch signaling pathway. Gene Ontology annotation, molecular function: peptide-O-fucosyltransferase activity. The record is from RefSeq and is a predicted model, not a curated record. Bases 128 to 1300 code for a protein of 390 amino acids.